AAGGAGGUUCAAAACUUUUAUAAGGUCGUCGGUUUAAUUCUCACUAGGUAUAAAUUUUCUUUUUUUUAACCCCCUUCUAAGAUCCUUCCUCCGCCACAGCUGGUGCCAUCGGUUUGUUGGACCAAAUGUGAAAGACCGAAGUCUGAUUUUGUCCCAAAAGCCAAAAGCAAAGCAUUCACUAGAAUUUUUAUCAGUUCAAAGUACAACAAUACUAACACACGGUACAACAUUCUGGAAACUUAUACUUUUCUGACAAAGAAAGUCAAUUUGUCAAGAAAACAUUUUUCUCUACUUGCUCAUUUCCAUUGCUCCAAUGAGUUCUCUGACCAUUUUACUUCAUCCUUCUCCAUUCUUAUUUACCAAUCCAUCAAACUCAAAAACCACCAUUUUCACUUUACACAACAGACCAAGAAUCUUGAUUCCUCAAGCUUCAUUUUCGACUUCACCAAAUUCUCCUCUUUGGACGAUUUCAGAGAUAGUCAAGGCUGUUAAUGGCAGAAUCAUUAGGUGGGGUCCACCUGGAACAAUCUGUACGGACACCAGAACACUUGAACCAGGACAAUGGUUCCUCCCACUUGUUGGCCAAAACUUUGAUGCCCACAAUUUCAUUACCCCUGAAUUAGCCACUAAAGGCUGUGUUGGAGUGAUUGGGAACUGGGUUUGUGAGGACUGGAACAAUGGGUUUGUAAAAGUGGAGGAUGAUACUGUAAGUUCUUUAAAAAGUUUGGGUUUUUAUGCAAGAAACAGGUUUACUGGUUGUUUAAUUGGGUUAACAGGAAGUGUGGGAAAGACCACUACAAAGACUAUGAUAGCAUUGGCUCUGAAGAGUGUUGGAAAUGUUUAUUACAGCCCAGGGAACUGGAACAAUGAGAUUGGGGUCGCGUUAUCGCUUAUUGGGAUGCCGAGGGAUGUGGGGUUUGGCGUUUUGGAGAUGGGGAUGAGCAAGAAAGGUGAGAUCUUGGAACUGUCUAGGAUGUGUAGGCCAAAUGUAAGGGUGAUUCUGAAUGUGAGUGCUGCACAUUUAGAGAAUUUCGCCAACUUGGAGGAGGUUUCCAUGGCGAAAGGGGAGAUUUUAAGAGAAGCAAUGCCGGGGGAUGUGUGUGUAUUGAAUGGUGAUGAUCCUCUUGUCAUGAGCCUCCCAGUUUCGGCUGGAGUUAAGAAGGUGGUAUUUGGUCGAAAGUUAGGUUGUGAUGUUCGUUUAGUUUCUUCAGAAAUCAAACAUGGAGGUCGCAGUAUACAAGUUGUUUUAGAGGCGUUCAACGAGAUGGUUAAAUUCGUAAUCUCCUGUCCUGGCCUGCAUCUGGCCAUAAAUGCAUGUGCAGCUGCUGCUGUGGCUACUGCACUUGGUGUUCCUCUUGCUCUAGCAGGAAAAUCCUUAUCCAGAUUUACACCUGUUCACAGGAGAUCAGAACUUGAAGUAGCUGAAAAUGGGAUUACAAUAAUAAAUGAUGUUUACAAUGCAAGUCCAGCUAGUACUCAAGCUGCCAUUGACUUGUUAAGAAACAUGGACUGCAAAGGUAAACGAGUUGCUAUACUUGGAGACAUGCUUGAACUUGGUCCAAUGGAAAUCAACUUCCAUGAGUUGAUGCUACAGAGUUGCUGUGAUGCGCACUUUGAUGUAAUUGCACUUGUUGGAACAAGGUUUAUACGUGCAGCUGAGAGUAUUGACUGUGCUCGGGAGAUAAAAGUGGUAUGCACCACUGAUGCUCGCCAGAUGGCUCCUAAAAUUAUCAAUUUUUUAAAUAGUGGUGAUGUCAUCCUUGUCAAAGGCAGUUGUCACAUAGGAAUGGAAGUGAUUGUAGAUGCACUCAAGUCUAUCCACUUUGGUGUCCCACGUGGGCCGGCUGAAGAUGCUUUCUUCAGUUUAGUGUUGUGACGAAUGAAUCUAAAGAUUGCAAAGCUUACAGGUGGUCCAGAUGAACUGCCUCUUUGUGGAUACUUUCUGCAACGUUAGCGCCAGAGGGUGUCAAUAAAACCAUACUUACUCCAGGAAUGACACACCAGAAAUCAGCUUAUUGUUCAAGAAGUCACUUAAGGUAAUGAGGCUUUUGAAAAUACACUCCGUGAGUACUUUACUCACUUUGACUUCCUUAGGAGACUCGGGAAAAUGUUCCAAGAGGAGACAUAAGAUUUAUGUCUGUGAACCUGUGAAGCAAAUGACAAAUUUACCAUUACGAGUAUCAGAAGCACGUUGAUUGAAAUCCCAACGAAAAUAAACGAGUAACUGAGUAAGAAGCGAAAUAGAACGACGGAGAUCAAGUUGCAGUUCAAACUAUGAACUUGAAAGGCCAUCCAUUGCAAGAUCUACCUCAUUAAUCUUAUUCAACAUCAUCAACAAGGUUAAACCUCAUUUUGGAAAUUUGGUUUUUGGUGAUUGCAAGCUUUUCGAUCACACACUCUAUGAGGUAUCCAUCAUCAUUGUCAAAUGGAUCAGACCACCAAUUAUUUUUGUUAAACUCAAAUAGUUUAAGGAGCUAAGGAUCGUGGUGAUUAACCAUGGCAUCAUCACGAGGCAUGGUUUCAGAGAGGCAAACAAGGUAGCCGAUAAAUUGGCUACUCUGAGACAUUCAACUGAUGAAGUGUACAUAUACCACAGCUUUUGAUAUUCUGCGACGCCAGAUUAGAGGCUCAUUGAAUGCCGAUAGAUGGCAACUUCCAUCAUUUCGAGUCAAAGGCUCAUUGAAUGCCGAUAGAUGGCAACUUCCAUCAUUUCGAGUCAAGAGGAGAAGCCAUCACUUUUUUGUUUUUUGAAGGAAAGUUAGUUGAGCUAAUGCCUCUAACUGGAUUUAUCUCGCUCACAUCUUGUAAAGAAGGUUUUUGGUUAUAUCCCCCUUCUUCAUUGUACUCAUUUCAACGUGGCAAUAAAAUCGUGACUUGAUUAAGGGGAAAAAAAGAAGAAAAAAUUACAGUUAGGCUAUGUAUAUGGCUCAUGAUCAUAUACAUUACAUUUUAUUUUAUAGGAUCGUAUUAUCAUUUCCUUGUAUGGGAUAACUGGGUUUGUUGUUGUUGUUGUUAUUGUAUUAUGAUUUCCUUUCUAAGAA
Molecule: messenger RNA, 3041 nt
Organism: Nicotiana tabacum (common tobacco)
Lineage: Eukaryota; Viridiplantae; Streptophyta; Magnoliopsida; Solanales; Solanaceae
Biological process (GO): biosynthetic process; cell wall organization
Molecular function (GO): UDP-N-acetylmuramoyl-tripeptide-D-alanyl-D-alanine ligase activity; ATP binding
Source: RefSeq, a predicted model, not a curated record